This is a messenger RNA of Octopus bimaculoides (California two-spot octopus), 459 nucleotides long. RefSeq lists its product as uncharacterized. NCBI's taxonomy places the organism in Eukaryota, Metazoa, Mollusca, Cephalopoda, Octopoda, Octopodidae. The record is from RefSeq and is a predicted model, not a curated record.
AUGCAUCCUGGGUAUAAAGACGACUCUGAUGCUGCAACCCACCAACUGUCUAUCAUAAUAAGAUAUGUAUAUGAAGACAAAACAUAUGAACGAUUUCUUGGAUUCUAUGAAGCCAGUGAUGAUAAAAGUGCUACAAGAUUGGCUGAUGUGAUCGCAACUGCAUUGAACCCCUUCAGUGAUGCUACAGAUAAAUUAGUGAGCCAGACUUACGAAGGAGCAGCUGUAAUGACAGGAACGCUAAACGGAGUACAGAGCAAGUUAAGGGAUAAAGAAUUUAAACACGCGAACUUCAUUCAUUACUUUGCGCUUAAACUUAACUCAAUCUUGAGUAAAAGUGCAGAGAAGAAUUCUCUUAUAUCUGAGAAGAACAAUGCCCCAAGAACGGCUGCCUUCAUUAGCUCGUAUUUCCAUCGAGAGAAGUAUUUUGAACGACUUGGAGAACAAGAAGGAGCUGCAUGA